Grammomys surdaster is the source of this 3142-nucleotide messenger RNA. It is a transcript of the gene Dusp7, whose product is annotated as dual specificity phosphatase 7. The transcript is spliced from 3 exons. Gene Ontology annotation, biological process: protein dephosphorylation; negative regulation of MAPK cascade. The coding region runs from base 1 to 1263 and encodes 420 amino acids. Gene Ontology annotation, molecular function: protein tyrosine/threonine phosphatase activity; MAP kinase tyrosine/serine/threonine phosphatase activity. Gene Ontology annotation, cellular component: cytosol; cytoplasm. NCBI's taxonomy places the organism in Eukaryota, Metazoa, Chordata, Mammalia, Rodentia, Muridae. The record is from RefSeq and is a predicted model, not a curated record.
AUGAAAAACCAGCUCCGCGGGCCCCCAGUGCGGGUGCACAUGUCGACUUCGGGGGCGGCGGCGGCGGCUGGGGGCACCCGGGCGGGGUCGGAGCCCGGUGCGGGAUCUGGGUCCGGCGCAGGCAUCGGAGCGGGAGCGACGACGGGAGCGGGGGCCAUGCCCUGCAAGAGCGCCGAGUGGCUGCAGGAGGAGCUGGAGGCGCGCGGUGGCGCGUCCCUGCUGCUGCUGGAUUGCCGGCCGCACGAGCUCUUCGAAUCGUCGCACAUUGAGACGGCCAUCAACCUGGCCAUCCCGGGUCUCAUGCUGCGCCGCCUGCGCAAAGGCAACCUGCCCAUCCGCUCCAUCAUUCCCAACCAUGCCGACAAGGAGCGCUUCGCCACGCGCUGCAAGGCGGCCACCGUGCUGCUCUACGACGAGGCCACGGCUGAGUGGCAGCCCGAGCCCGGCGCCCCCGCCUCAGUUCUCGGCCUGCUCCUGCAGAAGCUACGAGACGACGGCUGCCAGGCCUACUACCUCCAAGGUGGUUUCAACAAGUUCCAGACGGAAUACUCAGAGCAUUGUGAGACUAAUGUGGACAGCUCGUCCUCCCCGAGUGGCUCGCCACCCACCUCCGUGCUGGGCCUGGGGGGCCUGCGUAUCAGUUCUGACUGCUCAGAUGGCGAGUCAGACCGAGAGCUGCCCAGCAGUGCCACUGAGUCGGAUGGCAGCCCUGUGCCAUCCAGCCAGCCAGCCUUUCCGGUCCAGAUCCUGCCCUACCUCUACCUCGGCUGUGCCAAGGACUCUACCAACCUGGAUGUACUUGGCAAGUACGGCAUCAAAUAUAUCCUCAAUGUUACACCCAACCUGCCCAACGCCUUUGAGCAUGGUGGCGAGUUCACCUACAAGCAAAUCCCCAUCUCUGACCACUGGAGCCAGAACCUCUCUCAGUUCUUCCCUGAGGCCAUCAGCUUCAUUGAUGAAGCCCGCUCCAAGAAGUGUGGUGUCUUGGUGCACUGCCUAGCAGGCAUCAGCCGUUCAGUGACAGUUACUGUAGCCUACCUGAUGCAAAAGAUGAACCUGUCCCUCAACGACGCCUAUGACUUCGUUAAGAGGAAAAAGUCUAACAUCUCGCCUAACUUCAACUUCAUGGGGCAGCUGCUGGACUUUGAGCGGACGCUGGGGCUCAGCAGCCCGUGCGACAACCACACACCCAGUGAGCAGCUCUACUUCUCCACACCCACCAACCAUAACCUGUUCCCGAUCAACACGCUCGAGUCCACGUGAGGCCUGAUGCACUGACGUGUGCAGCACCAGGGUCUCCCAGCCCUCCGCAGGGCCUGGUGGGGGGGGCCCCUAGCCUGCUGCUCCUCUGGCCUGAAGAACCCACAGAUGUCACCUGUGUCCAGAGAACCAGGCUGAACAGUGGCUGGGCUCCCAUGCCAUCCUGUGCAGGGCCCACAGCAAGGCUGCCUGUGACAGCACUUGCCAGAUGGCUUCAACUUUCCAGACAUGUUGCUGAGGUGAGCGUUGGCCUCAGCUUUCAGACUUACGGCUUGGGGGCCAGCGGGGCCUUGUCUCUGCCCCAGGACAUCCAUUCUGCUGAUGGCUCAGCCAUUCUGGCUAUUUUUAAAGACAUAUCCACAGACCUGAGUUUGCUACUUUUGGCAGGUAAAUCCAAGCUCCCUGGAGCAGAGAGUGUUCAAGCUCUUCUUGGUUUUUCUUUUCCCUCCUUUCCUUCCUUCCUUCCUUCCUUCCUUCCUUCUUUCCUUCCUUUUUUUUUUUUAACAAAAAGUGUUAUUUUUCAGGCUAAAUGCAACAACGGGUUGUAUAAACCAAUAUUUCACCCCUUUCUUAGAGAGAGAGGGAGGGAGAGAGAAAGAGAGAUGUUCUCAGUUUCUUGUUUCAAAAAGCAAAUCAUUGGUGUAUUUUGUUUCAGUGGAAAAGACAAACCCCAUGUACUUGACCAAAUGCAUUUUGCACAUGUGUAAAGUCUGUUUCCCCAGCAGGCCAUUCUUGGGGUGGGUUGAUGCUUCCCGGGCAUCAGGACCCUGGUUAUACCUGUGGCCCAGCCAGCUCAGUGCCGCAUUUGCAUGGGCCAGUUGCUAUGAGCUGAGCCUGGUGGGCACUGGUGGUCUUUGUGUUGUCUGUUCUCCUGCCAACCUUCUGGGAGUCCUGCAGACCUCUCUGCCAAGUCCUACUGGAGGUGGUGCUGCAGGGGAGUGCCAAGCCGUAGCAUUAGCCAUCUGGGUUCAGCCCCUCAGAGGGCUGGGCCCUGGCCCUUUUAUAAAUUACCCACCACUUCUGUCCUCAUCUUUGUCUCUUAACUGGGAGUAGAGGCUCACAGUGCCUGAGUAAAGCCUUCCCAGUCCCUCAUCUUUGCUGUAGAUUGCAUCUAGGUCCACUCCCAGCCCCCUUGUCCAGGUGCACACCUACCCUGGCCUGUGUUGCCCAUGCCUUUUACCUGCAGGUAACUUACACCUAUUGCGGUCCAAGAGCUGGGGCAGGUGGGGCAAGGACUGGCCAGUGGGAGUGUGAGGCCACCACCCCAGUAUCCAUAGCACAAAGCCACGGACUCCCUAACUCUCCUCUGGUUUCAUUGCUUCUCAAGCCUUGGUUCUUACCAGGCACCAUGAGGAACAGGAAGUGCUGGGGUCCUAAUGGGACCCGCACCCACAGUGGACAGUGAGUGAGGCCACAGGAACUCCACACCGCCACAUCUUACCUCACAGGGGUGGUUUUCAGGGAUUCUUUAAGGAAGCAGUUUAAAAUCUUGCCACAGUUGAGAAAUUGACCAAAAACAAAACAAAACAAACAAACAAAAAACUUCUGUUCAUGGUUUCCCUCCCCCCCCCCCCCCCGCAUCUCUCUCUCCCUCCCUCUCUCGCUCUCUCUCACUCUCUCUCAUUUCUAAAAAGAAAACCCAGAAACAUGGAUCAGAGUGUAAAUGAGGGUAUACCAGAGGGUGGGCAGUUUUGAUUUAAGAUCUUAUGAAGGAAAGUUUGUGACCCUACAUACCUAUAUAUAUACACACACACACACACACACACACACAUACAUACACAUACACACACACAAACACACACACACACACAUAUAUAUAUAUAUCCCGAGCCAGCAACGGGACUUUGUUUAUAUUGCAAAUAAAUAUUAUUUUUUCUUUAAA